AUGCACACAGGUCCUUCCAUCGAGGAAGACAUCCCCAGAGACGACGGAGACACCGAUAAGCAUGGUUUACGACCCACGGUGCAGCACGACGUCGACGAUUUGGAGGGAGCGCGCUCCAAGGCUGUCUUCAAUUCCAAGAGAGCAUUAUGGGCAUUUCUGUUUCUGUGCUACUCGACUGGCCCAACCUCUUCCAUGGCUUCAACAUACGUCUCUGCAGCCAUUCUGUCUGCGGCCAACCUUUUAGGCCACCAGGCCGGAUCGAAUAAGCGUUGUUCACACCGUGGUACCAAUAUCAGUUGCCUUGUGAAAUUUGGUGCCGGAGAGAUUGACUACAACAGCUACACAUUAUACCUACGUGCAAUCAGUCGAGCCGCGGAAGGCAUUGUGUCAAUUAUCACUGCUGGCCUUGCAGACUAUCUCUACUACCGCAAGACUAUGAUGAUGACCUCGAUUUUCCUUUUUGGCGCCCUAGCUUUGCCAUUCGCCGGCCUGACAGGUCAAACUUACAGCCAUCUGACCGCUUUAUCGGUCCUAUACUGCCUUCUGACAACCGUGGGAGGCGUCUACACAGUCAUCGAGGGCUCGUACAUCCCCAUCUUCAUGCGUUCCACUGGCUGCUUCCGCGAUUCCAAGAUUGCAGGAUCCCAAGGUGAGAGGACGGUCUGGUAUAAAGGCGUCUCGGUCAGUGUUCUGGCGUUGGUCUCGAGCAAUGUUGGGGGUCUGACUGCGCUGAUCAUUGGUGUCAUUCUUGUCUAUGGGCGUGGGUCUUAUGUCAAGGUUGGAUAUUUCAACUACCUUCUUGCUAUUACGAUCGCGGGCUGCAUUACAAUUCUCUUUGCCAUCCUUGGUCAAUGCCUGCUCCCAUCAGUCUGCGGUAAAGAGUUUGAUCGCACCAAGGACAAGAGACCCAUGCUGGUACCGGCCAAAAACUGGUUCAGACUGCUGAGAAAUGCGCCACGGUAUUCCGAAGCUUUCAAGCUUUGUAUCGGAUGGGUACUAUGGAACACCGGCUAUUCAAACCACUUGCAACUAAUCGGCGCGCUUUUCCUUCAGGUCACCGGCUUUAGUACUAGCUCUGGUGUCUACUCAGUGUGGUCAUUCACCAGCGUGGCUUUUGCAUGCAUGGGCAGUCUUGGCUUCAUGUAUCUUUACCCACAGCUUCGUCUCUCCGUGAAGUCAUGGGCAUAUGCGCUGCUUCUGGUGAACAUUGUUUGUGUUCUUUGGGGCUGCAUGGGUAUCAGCAACAACAUUGCAAUAGGCUACAAACAUCAGGCUGAGUUCUGGGUUGAGCAAGUACUCUUCAUGUCGACUAGCAGUGCGCUUCGGGCGUACAACCGUGCUAUCUACUCUUCUCUGAUCCCUGAAAACUCUGAGGCGCAGUUCUUCGGGCUGGAGAUCACCCUGGAUUUGGCGACGGGGUGGAUCAACCCUCUGGUAAUGGGCGUGAUUCAAGAUCGGACACACAACUUGCGCUUUCCGAUGAUUCCGAAUCUAUUGCUUAUGGUUGUCGGAUUUGUGUUCUACUGGCUGGUGGAUGUCCCAAAGGGGAUCGAGCAAGCGAAAGUACCAUUAGAACAGUAG
Aspergillus udagawae is the source of this 1581-nucleotide messenger RNA. RefSeq names its product MFS transporter. The transcript is spliced from 5 exons. Gene Ontology annotation, biological process: amino acid transmembrane export from vacuole. Lineage: Eukaryota; Fungi; Ascomycota; Eurotiomycetes; Eurotiales; Aspergillaceae. The record is from RefSeq and is a predicted model, not a curated record. Bases 1 to 1581 code for a protein of 526 amino acids.